Molecule: messenger RNA, 1316 nt
Organism: Marasmius oreades (fairy-ring Marasmius)
Lineage: Eukaryota; Fungi; Basidiomycota; Agaricomycetes; Agaricales; Marasmiaceae
Exons: 4
Coding region: 69-1094 (341 amino acids)
Source: RefSeq, a predicted model, not a curated record
CGCUUGCAAACAAUGGACAUACACCACGAUCCACAAGCUUCCACAAGACCAUUGAAAUUGAUCAAGUUAUGGUUUCCUUGGAGACAUUGACAACCUUCCAGGAUAAAACCAUUGAGUAUGAGCUAUUUCAGCUUUUUACGCCAUGGGAAUCAAGGUACAUUCGCCCCUUUGAAUGGAUCUUUGGUCUAGACUACUGUGGGUUUCCUUUCGAGAGCGAACUCAACAUAAUAUCAGUCUCGAAGGAUAUCCGACAAUUUCUCCAAAAAGGCACGUUGGUUUUUAUUCCGAACGCCGAUGUUUUGGAGAAAGCCUGCGGUGUGUUCGACUACAAUAACACCCCUUCUCGCGAACCUGACGAACGCAAACGUUUUGAGGAGUUCGGUACAGGUCCAUGGGAAUAUACUAUCAUACCAGGUCUUUGGAACAGAAAGACCAAGAAGAGCGAGUCUUUACCGCCAUUAUAUGAUCGCUCACCCAAUGGCGUUGUUGUGCCUUUCUCUUUCGAUGAUUGCGACUACGACACUCUUCCACGAUUCACCUCUGCUGUGCACCCCCUCAUAGUUGUCCUGUCACUCCGCAUGAACCCGCCAGACAGUCAUCCUACUAAGAGUAUCCAAGAGAAACUCAUCUUGCCGCUGAAGAGGAUUACAUGGAACUGGCCGGACUGGGAACAUAACCGUUUCGUACCGUUGCCUAAUACUCAAUUCAAGCGCGAAUACAACCCGGGGGGCCAGAAGCUAGUUUGCCGUUGCAUGUUCUGUUCGCUUGGAAAGCCGAUCACCGAAAAUCAUUCCAACUCCUCUGGUGCUUCCUCACCCGAACUCGAGGAUACAUGCACAGACGCUGCAGAUGAAAUGGAGGAACUGGAGGAAGAAAGCCGCACCGAGGAAUACAAGGAACUAUCUCGUAUAGCAAACAAGAGGAUCGCAAUAUGGAGAGGGCCUUUAGAGGGAGUUGCCUACGUUCACGAUGAUGUCGAGCACGACGGUAUAUUGGCCCAAUACGCUCAGGAGUGUACAGACGCUGCCGACAAGGUGAUGCUUAGGCAGGAGGAAGAACGAGCCAAACGAGAGAUACUGGCGGCAGAACUAUAGGGUGACCUUCCUUUCAAGCAGAAAUCUAGACUUUCCUAACCGUUCAUUCUCUGCCUUUCGUUUGAUUUUUUUCGUGUUAUAAUUGAUUCCGCUGUAUUUCCGCAUACGUUCCGCCUUCCUGUUUUCUGUAGUUAAAUCAUUACCAGCAUCAGCAUGUCUUACUAUGCAGCUACUCGAUUACAGUACGAGGAAGAAGGUUCAAGUAACAAGGCUCAAUUCCCC